Scomber japonicus (chub mackerel) is the source of this 1601-nucleotide messenger RNA. RefSeq names its product ST3 beta-galactoside alpha-2,3-sialyltransferase 7 (gene st3gal7). Gene Ontology annotation, molecular function: lactosylceramide alpha-2,3-sialyltransferase activity. The coding region runs from base 131 to 1309 and encodes 392 amino acids. The record is from RefSeq and is a predicted model, not a curated record. Lineage: Eukaryota; Metazoa; Chordata; Actinopteri; Scombriformes; Scombridae. The transcript has 8 exons.
AGGUUGGGAGCGGCAGCAGCCAUUUUAGCCACAUAGGACAUGCAUCUUUCUGCUUUCCCCUCAACUAUGGAGCACAGGUGAACAGACCCUUAUACCUCUCUGCAAGGCUGCCUUAGGAAGUGCAGGUGCCAUGGUGACGCUGAAUCAAUUGAGUGUCGAAGACCCAGAUGACUGCUCUCCUCUGCUGCCUGAGGCUGCGGAGGCUGCAGUACCAACACCUGUCACUCACAGACAACAAGUGGUCGCAAAGACAGACUCCAGGGGAUUUUUCCUGUGCAGGAGAGAGAACCUCGCCUUUAGUGUGGUGCUGCUGAUUGGAUGUUAUUCAGCUAUUCUGAUUCCAGCAUAUUUCCCCUUCAAUAAAUCAUCAGCUCUCAGCGAUGACUACCAACAUCCCAAAGAUCUGGCUUUGCUAAACUGGUCAGCUUCCGUGCUGUCAGGCCCCUGUCAACCUCACUGGUGUCUGAACCACCUCAAGCCUCUGUCCAGCUCUGCAGGCCUCCAGGACAUUCCUGUUUUUGUGCAGCAGGACAGGCCCUUGGCCUGGGAUCUGUCCCCUCCUCUGGGGCUCCAGGGUAGUGAAGAGAAUCUUGCCCUGGCUCUCGCCUCUCUGCCUCAGCCUGGCCUGCCUCCAUCACUGAGGAAUGAGGGCAGCUGCAAGCGAUGUGUGGUGGUGGGCAAUGGAGGGGUUCUUCAUGGGAGCCAUCUUGGAUCCCAUAUAGAUCGUUAUGACAUCAUUAUCAGGCUGAAUAAUGCUCCAGUGUCUGGCUUUGAAAGAGAUGCAGGUUCCCGCACCACCAUCCGCCUGAUGUAUCCAGAGGGAGCACCCCACUCUGCAAAUGAGUAUAAAAACACCACUAUGGUUGCUCUAGUGGUCUUUAAGAGCCUGGAUCUGGACUGGCUCACUUCUGUCAUCACCAAACAACCUCUGAGUUUCUGGUCCAAAUUGUGGUUCUGGAGGGAGGUGGUGGAUGAUAUUCCCUUGAGACCAGAGAACUUCAGGAUCCUCCACCCAGAGAUUAUUCACAAGACUGGACAAGUCAUUCAGAAAUAUGCUCUGAAAAAGGGAAAUAUGGUGCCAACACUAGGUGCCAGUGCUGUGGUGAUGGCUUUACAGCUGUGUGACCAGGUGACCCUGGCAGGAUUUGGCUAUGAUAUGGGGCAUCCAGAUGCUAGACUUCACUACUAUGAGACCAUACACAUGGAUGCUAUGAAGGCUCAAGUGGUGCAUGACAUCAGUGCCGAGAAACUCUUCUUGAGGGAUCUGGUGGCUGCAGAAGCUGUGACUGACAUCACAGGAGCGCUAUGAUUGACAAGGACAGAGACUGAAAAUGCAAUGAACUCUACAUGCACUCCUUCCUCUCACUAUGAGAGGUAUCCAUAAAUGUACAGACUAACCUAUAGGCAACUCUCCUUUGAAUUUGGUGAACACCUGUUACAACAAUAGUAAUUGUCAGAUGACUGAAUAAUUAUACCAUCACACAUAGACACAAACUCUGUGGCUGGCUGCAUUUAGUGAAAUGGAUGCAAUGGUCAGUGGUUCAAAUAGUACUAUUUGAAUUCUGUGUUUACAGAGGUUCAAUAAACAAAUGAAUGUGAGA